GUGGGAGUCGCUGGUCUUGGUUCUUCCCGGUUCUGUCUCUUGCUUGUUUCCCCCGAUUCGGCUUGUUUUCGCUGCCCGAUGCAUCCGCGGCGCCCCGAGGGCUUCGACGGCCUGGGCUAUCGGAGCGCCCGAGAGGAGCCCGGAGGCUUCGCGGCCAAGCCGGACCUAGGCCACUGGGUCACUACCCCGCCUGACAUUCCUGGCAGCCGCAAUCUCCAUUGGGGUGAAAAGACGCCGCAGUUCGCCGCAGGCACACCUUUGGUGGCGGCUGGGCUCAACGAGGACCCGUACCUAGGAGGCGCUGGCACCAACUCCGAGCAAUUAAAUCGGUUUGCAGGCUUUGGGAUUGGAUUGGCAAGUUUAUUCACAGAAAAUGUACUGGCUCAUCCUUGCAUCGUUUUGCGUCGGCAAUGCCAGGUUAAUUAUCAUGCCAAGAAUUAUCACCUUACUCCGUUUACAAUCAUCAACAUUAUGUAUAGCAUCAAUAAAACACAGGGCCCCAGAGCUCUUUGGAAAGGAAUGGGGAGUACUUUCAUUGUCCAGGGUAUAGCCCUUGGAGCAGAAGGGAUCAUCAGUGAAUUCACGCCCUUGCCAAGAGAAAUUUCAUACAAAUGGAAUCCCAAGCAAAUAGGAGGACAUCUGACCCUAAAAGCGUUGACGUGUAUGAUAGCAAUGCCUUUUUAUUCAGCAAGUUUGAUUGAAACUGUGCAAAGUGAAAUCAUUCGGGAUAAUCCUGGAAUUUUGGAUUGCCUGAAAGAGGGCAUAGGCAGAGCAAUGGGCUUUGGAAUUCCCCAUAGCAAGCGGCUACUCCCUCUAUUGGCGUUGACCUUUCCAACAGUUCUGCAUGGAGUUCUUCAUUACAUAAUCAGCUCGGCAGUCCAGAAACUGGUCCUCUUCUUCCUAAAGAAAGAGAAUUCUCCAAGCUUCCCAGCUGAGAACUCUAAUUCUGUACAAAACAUGUUGGAUGCUUAUUUUCCUGAACUUAUUGCAAGCUUUGCUGCCAGUCUUUGUGCAGAUGUUAUGCUUUAUCCACUGGAGACAGUUUUGCAUCGCCUUCAUAUUCAAGGGACACGCACCAUCAUUGACAAUACAGAUCUUGGAUAUGAAGUUCUCCCCAUCAAUACACAGUAUGAAGGGAUGAGAGACUGUAUCAAUAGUAUAAAACGUGAAGAGGGAAUGUUGGGGUUUUACAAAGGUUUUGGGGCUGUAAUUGUACAGUACACGCUGCAUGUAGCUGUACUACAGCUUACAAAAGUUCUUUACUCCACACUGCUUCAGAACAUUUCUUAAUAAUUAGUGGACAUGGCCAUUUAGUUGGCUAUAUUUUCAGAAAAUAAGUACAGUAGUGAAAUCUGAAAGAUUAAAUAUAUAGUAAUGGUUCCUUCAUAAAUAAAAACAAAGGCAAACAUUUCCUUUACACAGGCUAUGGUAAGAGGAAAUUGAAAUGUGUAGAUCAACACAGGCUUUUAAAAUAUUGAAAUGUAAAUAAAAUAUUAGAAGGCAUUUUAUAUAUCUGUGCAGAGUGUGAUUUUCAGAAUGAUGACAGAUAGUAGAUACAAUUCCACUGGCAAUUUCUGCUGCAUAACUAUUAUAAAUAAAUUAUAGCUACAUAGAAAUAAAGCUGUGUCCUGUUUAAAGCCUUGUCUCUUCUUAGAGAGACCUGCACUGAAGAUUGUUAAUGUGAAAGUGUUAAUUUGGCAGCCUUGGAAUAAAUUGAGAAAGCUAUGUA
Protobothrops mucrosquamatus (brown spotted pit viper) is the source of this 1729-nucleotide messenger RNA. RefSeq names its product solute carrier family 25 member 46 (gene SLC25A46). The record is from RefSeq and is a predicted model, not a curated record. Gene Ontology annotation, biological process: axon development; mitochondrial fission; mitochondrial membrane fission. NCBI's taxonomy places the organism in Eukaryota, Metazoa, Chordata, Lepidosauria, Squamata, Viperidae. Bases 79 to 1290 code for a protein of 403 amino acids. The transcript is spliced from 8 exons. Gene Ontology annotation, cellular component: mitochondrial outer membrane.